UCCAAUUCAAACAUUUUCAUGCUGUUUCCUUAACCUUAACCAAAACUAAACAGACUUCUAUGGUGAAGACCGCUACUAACUCCAUAACUGAACCUUCAUCAUCAAGUAAUCAUCAUGAACCAAAGUAUAAGGGUGUUCGUAAGCGAAAAUGGGGGAAAUGGGUGUCCGAGAUUCGGCUUCCGAACAGCAGAGAACGUAUUUGGUUAGGUUCGUACGAGUCGCCAGAGAAGGCGGCGCGUGCAUUUGACGCAGCUUUGUUCUGUUUACGAGGUCCCAGUGCUAAACUCAACUUCCCCAAUAACCCACCGGAGAUUAACAUAACUGGACCCGGAGGACGAGCGCUUCAACCACAAGAGAUUCAAGUGAUUGCUGCAAGAUACGCCAACGAAGAGCAAGAGCCGCAGAGAAAUUCAUUGGAUUAUAAUAAUGUGUCAUCAUCGGCUGCGACUUCGCAUUACACGUCGUCAUCAUCAUAUGGGGUGGCGAUGCCGGUGGACGUGGACAGUAGUAAUCAUACUACAAUGGAUUGGUCGUUUUUGAGUAUGUUAGAUAGCAAUGAGCGAGCAGUUGCAUCUGAUUUUGGUCUUUAUUCUGGGCUUGACAUAAGCAUGAAUAUGAACAUGAAUGGAGAUGAACAAUAUCCUCCACCUCCGGAAACACCAACAGCGAUGAUCAAUGAGAACGAGGAAGAUCAUGAGAACGUGUAUUCUCAGUCUUCAUUUCUGUGGAACUUCUAA
This is a messenger RNA of Pistacia vera, 737 nucleotides long. Its product is annotated as ethylene-responsive transcription factor ERF017-like. Gene Ontology annotation, molecular function: DNA binding; DNA-binding transcription factor activity. The record is from RefSeq and is a predicted model, not a curated record. Gene Ontology annotation, biological process: regulation of DNA-templated transcription. Bases 60 to 737 code for a protein of 225 amino acids. The transcript has a single exon. Lineage: Eukaryota; Viridiplantae; Streptophyta; Magnoliopsida; Sapindales; Anacardiaceae.